AUGGCAGUCAGAAGCAUCUUCCUGAUCAUCCUCACUUUAUGUUGCUCUUUUUUCAGCAAUGCUUGCUACUCAGAAACAGAUACCUUACUGCAAGGUGAAGAGCUGAAGAACUGGGACUAUUUGAUUUCGUCAAAUAAGGUCUUUACUUUGAAGUUCUUUGGGUUUGGAAGUACCAUAAGCCCUUAUUUAGGAAUAUUCUACAGCGCCCAUGGUUCUGGAAACAGGAAAAUACCUAGAUUAAAGGUAUACGACCACCGCUUAGGAAUGAUUUAUUAUGUUAAAGAUGGGUCCGGAUAUUUGCAGAGAGAAGAUAAGGCAGUUUGGGUAGCAAACAGAAACAAUCCGAGCAAAGAUGUAUACGGAAAGCUCACGAUAGAUAUCCACGGAAAGCUGAGCAUUUUAUCAGGUGGAGGCACUGUGGUUGAUCUCUCCAGUCCUACUCCAGUAGUAACACGCAACGCAAGUUGUACCCUGUUGGAUAAUGGAAAUUUCAUACUGCAAGAACUAUAUCCAGAUGGGUCUGUUAAACGGGUUUUAUGGCAAAGCUUUGAUUACCCAACAGACUGUUGGGAAUGCAACAAAACAAGUUAA
Molecule: messenger RNA, 591 nt
Organism: Lactuca virosa
Lineage: Eukaryota; Viridiplantae; Streptophyta; Magnoliopsida; Asterales; Asteraceae
Source: the annotation of a GenBank genome assembly